AUGUCUCGUAUGGAAGAAGAUUUAUUUCAACCAAUAUUUCAUAAUCAUUAUUUGACAUUAAAAUUAAAUUUAACAUCAAUGGGAAAAAAUUAUUUGAAUGAUUUUAAAAAUGAUUCCAGCGAGAAAAUUGAUUGUCUUAAAAUAACCUGUUUAAAAAGAUCGAAAAAUAAAAAAGAUUUUCAUCCAAUCUGUCAUAUUCGUUUGAAUUUUCGUAUAAAAAUAUUCAAUUUAAAAGAAGUACCUUUGACUCUUUUAUCAAAAAAUUCAAGUUGUUUAUUAUCAUUAACAACUGCAUCUGAUAUUAUAUCUCUCGAUAUUAAUGAAAUCUUCUUAGUUGACGAUAAAUUUCGUUUUACUUAUAAAUGGUCAAAUUUUAUAGAAGAAAAAUUAAUGUCUUGGUCUCAAUGGCCUUUAACAAUUACAUGUUUAAUUUCACGUUUUAAAAAUUUACCUAAAAACGAAAAUCAAUCUUCAGAAUUACAUUUUGACUCUUUUCAAUGUUUUUCUGUAGAUACUUUGGUUCAUUCAACUUCGCAAGAAUUAUUUAUUAGAGAACAAGAAGCUGUUUCGUACUGGCUUGAUUUACAAAAUAAAGAGUCAAUUGAUAAAAGAUUUUUCGAUAAAAAUAAUAAUUCAGUAAAAACAAGACGUUUAGCUCCAUUUGAACUAGCAAAAAAUACUCGAGUGUGUUCACAAAAAUUUCAAAAUUGGAUUUUAAAUUAUCAACAAUGGCAUGAAAAGAUUAGUUUGGCUAUUAGUAAUCGAUCAAUGACAUUUGAAGAACAAUUUCAACGUAUACUUGAACUUAAUGUUCGUUUUUUAAUCUAUGAAAAACAUCCAACAGGUAUUGCUGAUCAAUUAACGCAUUUAAUAUCAACUUAUUUCGUAGCUUUAUUAACAAAUCGAUUAUUUAUAUUUGAUACAAAUUGGCCAGAAUUUAUAAAUACUAUGCAAUCAAGUUUAAAUUAUCAACCAGAAUUUAUUAUUCCUUGGUAUUCUCAAUUUGAUUUGAUUAAGAAAAAUUUAUCUUUGACUAUUCAAAAUAAUUUAACAAUAGGAGCACAUUGGUUUUCUCUUGAUCGAUAUAAUAGAGAUUUUAAUUAUGAAGACUAUUUGCGUCAACGUAUUGCUAUAUUAAAAGGUCAUACAGGAGGUGUUAUACAUACAAUUACAUCUAAUUUAAGUAUUUAUAGAAAAUUUUUAACUAUUGAUCUUGAAAUGAAUUCAGAAAAUAUUUUUGGAUGUCUUUAUCAUUCUCUGUUUACUUAUCGUUUAUCUUCAUUGAUUAAAAGUAUACCAUUAAUUUCUUCAAAUAAUCAAUUAGGUCAUUCAUCUCAACAAAUUUUACAAAUACUUUUAUCACCGAGAUUUUUUUCGAUUGGAAUUCAAAUUCGUGCUGGAGAUCAAACAUUGACUCGAGCAAAUUCUGUUUUUGAUGAAGAAAUAAUUAAAAGAUUUGAAAACUAUUUUAUAUGUUCUCAACAAAUAAUUAACACAAAUAAAAAAUUAUUUCGUGACACUAAUCAAAUUCCAAUUAUUUUUUUGUUAUCCGAUAGUGUUCAAAUACGUCAAGCUGCUUUAAAACGUUGGAAAUUCUCAUUAGAAUGUUUUCAAUCAGUUGAAAAUCAAUGUCAAUCGAAUAAUAAUGAUUCAAAGAUCUUAUCACAUUCUGACCCAGUUUUCCAUAUAGCCAUGACAUCUAAUCAAAAAUUAGCUUUUCAAUUAGGAAUUUUUGAUCAGUUUCUUUUUAGUUUAUGUGAACAACAUAUAAUUACUCUAAAAAGUGGAUUUGGUCGCAUUCCAGCUUUUGCAUCUUUAAAAUUACGGAAUAUUUAUUCAUUGGAAUCUAAACAAGAACCUUUUUGUGAAAAUCAAAGUGUACCACUCGCCAUUUCAGGUCAUCAUUGGUCGGGAAUUUGA
Molecule: messenger RNA, 1920 nt
Organism: Rotaria sp. Silwood1
Lineage: Eukaryota; Metazoa; Rotifera; Eurotatoria; Philodinida; Philodinidae
Source: the annotation of a GenBank genome assembly